AUGGCCGCCCUUCGGUCCUCUUUUGGUAGACUGCAAAACAGAGUCGCUAUUGUGACAGGGGCGUCGAGAGGAAUCGGUAGAGCCAUUGCAUUGGCCUACGCAAGAGAGAACGCCUCAGUUGUCUGUGCGGAUAUUUGGGAUUCCGCGCCUUCCGGCGGGAAAUCUACACACCAGGAGAUUCAAGAAAAUGGAGGAAAGAGCAUGUUCGUCAAAACAGACGUGGGAGAUUCAGAAAGUAUGAAGAAUUUGGUGGAGACGACGGUGAAAUCGUUUUCGAGGCUUGAUAUCAUGGUCAACAACGCCGGCAUCGCUCGUGAGGCAGGGAAUCCCCAGCCAAUAUACGAGAUGCCAGAAGAGGUAUAUGAUUCCACUAUGCGAGUCAACUCCAAAGGCGUCUGGCUGGGUUGCAAAUAUGCGGGCCAGCAAAUGAUCAAGCAAGACAUACCGGCCGGUAGCACCAGUCGCGGUUGGAUCAUCAACAUGGCUUCGGUGUUGGGGCUGACUGGGAAAAACGGAACAUCGGCCUAUUCGUCGUCCAAAGGGUCUAUCAUCGGUAUGAGCAGAGCUGCGGCAAUGGAUUAUGCGCCUUUCAAAAUUCAUUGCAACUCCAUAUGUCCGGGAUUCACCGACACCGCGAUGAUCGAGCCAUUGACCCAAAAUGACGAAGUUCGGAAAGCUCUUGAUGCGGCGCAUCCACUGAAAGGGGUCGGAAGUCCUGAAGACAUUGCUCGAGCAGCAGUAUUUCUAGCUAGUGAAGAUGCCAGCUGGAUAACCGGUGUCGCAUUGCCCGUGGAUGGUGGUUAUGUAGCUCAGUAA
This is a messenger RNA of Rhinocladiella mackenziei CBS 650.93, 816 nucleotides long. RefSeq lists its product as uncharacterized. The record is from RefSeq and is a predicted model, not a curated record. Gene Ontology annotation, molecular function: oxidoreductase activity, acting on the CH-OH group of donors, NAD or NADP as acceptor. The transcript has 3 exons. NCBI's taxonomy places the organism in Eukaryota, Fungi, Ascomycota, Eurotiomycetes, Chaetothyriales, Herpotrichiellaceae. The coding region runs from base 1 to 816 and encodes 271 amino acids.